Molecule: messenger RNA, 696 nt
Organism: Dioscorea cayenensis subsp. rotundata (Guinea yam)
Lineage: Eukaryota; Viridiplantae; Streptophyta; Magnoliopsida; Dioscoreales; Dioscoreaceae
Product: thioredoxin-like protein YLS8
Exons: 2
Coding region: 69-497 (142 amino acids)
Biological process (GO): mRNA splicing, via spliceosome
Cellular component (GO): spliceosomal complex; U4/U6 x U5 tri-snRNP complex; U5 snRNP
Source: RefSeq, a predicted model, not a curated record
ACAUUCCCAAAAACUUCAUCUUUUUCUCUUCUUCUUCUUCUUCUUCUUCGAAUUCGAAAUCGAAAGAGAUGUCGUACUUGCUGCCGCAUUUGCACUCGGGAUGGGCAGUGGACCAGGCGAUCCUGGCCGAAGAAGAGCGUCUGGUCGUCAUACGCUUCGGCCAUGACUGGGAUGAGACCUGCAUGCAGAUGGAUGAAGUCCUAGCUUCAGUUGCGGAGACAAUAAAGAACUUUGCUGUGAUAUACCUUGUGGACAUCACAGAGGUGCCCGAUUUCAAUACCAUGUACGAGUUGUACGAUCCUUCGACGGUGAUGUUCUUCUUCCGUAACAAGCACAUAAUGAUCGAUCUCGGCACUGGGAACAACAACAAAAUCAAUUGGGCUCUCAAGGACAAGCAGGAAUUCAUUGACAUUAUCGAGACAGUCUACCGAGGAGCAAGAAAGGGCCGUGGUCUAGUCAUUGCACCAAAGGAUUACUCGACCAAAUACCGCUACUAACAAAAGAAAAAACUCAUUUGCAUAUUAAUGGCAAGUUUAUUUACAUAUCUCGUAUUGAUUGAUCAGGUGAUCGACACCGUUCUACGAGUACCAAACCGUAGUCCUUGUAACAACUGUGAUUAAACUUGGAUUGUUCUUGUUUCCUAGCACACUUUGCAGCUGGUGGCAAAAAAUAUAUGUAUAAGCAUAUAUCAUCAGA